This is a messenger RNA of Styela clava, 8406 nucleotides long. NCBI's taxonomy places the organism in Eukaryota, Metazoa, Chordata, Ascidiacea, Stolidobranchia, Styelidae. The record is from RefSeq and is a predicted model, not a curated record.
UGUAUCUGCUCUAGUAGGUUUUGAGUAAUACACAUUUCCAAAUAUAGAAAUCAUGCUUUUAAAAAUAAUUUAGAUUUUGAAGUUUAUUUGCGCUGAUUUUCAUACACAUAGAUUGAAUACUUACAAUUGUAAAGAUGAUUUUGUUGUGAACUUUAUCUAUACAUCUUUGUUCUAUAUCUAUGUUAUUUUGUCUAUUGUAUUUGCAAUGUUGAGUCUAUAAACUCAUAUUUCAUUUUAUACAAGUUAUCUCAAAUCAAAGUAGAACACAAUCAAAGAGGAAAAAAUUUGGUGAUCAAGUUUUAGUAUUUAUGAACCUGGGGAUACUUUCUAAGUAUCUGAAAUCGUUCAUGGUCACGAAGACCUAUGGAUCGUUUUGGUAUUACCGUAUGUUGUUGUUUUCUUGUUUCUCAUGAAAAUUUCGCUUUUCUCUUCAAAUGGACCAAUUGCUUUGAAAUUUUCAGUGGUUAAAAAUUGUAUUUGUUGCUAGAAAGCUAUUACUUUUAUUCAAUUAAGAAUUUCUGUGGGCCCCAUGAAUUUUUGUGUAAUGCUGUCAUCAAAAUGAAAAAUUGUGCACCCUGUGGCAGUUCCCCUUUCUGGUUGUCAGUUAAAGUCCGGAAGUGUAUGUAUCGGUACUGCUAAAGAUAUCAUACUUGUAUUACUUGGCCUUUGUGUCCAUAUAUGUGAGCAUUGCUUCCUUUUGUUAUAUACAGAUGACUAUUGUCAUUUUUGAGAAUAAUCUAUUUUUCAAAAUAUUUGAUAUAUUCUAACAAAUAUGUAAACACAAAAUACAGUGAGUAAAAAAUGUUGACCUACAUUCUAUUUAUUGCUUAUGGCAGAAGAAAUCUUACAACUAUAGUUUCUAUUCUCUCAAACUAUUCUUUGGGUCAGUUUCUAAUAUUUUUCUGUGGUCAGUGAUUUUGUUAAUGUCUGCUAAAGAGUAUUAACUUUUUUGAGAUCAGUAACAAUGUACAGUUUUGAUUUUCACGUUUGAUAUUGAUUUAAUUCUUAAUUGGUGAUAGUGUUAUUAGACUAUAAGUCAUUUUGUAUUACUCAAUUGCUAUUCAGUUAUUGUUCAUUUCUGCGCUUUGAUAAUUUUUCACUUUUAAUUUUAUUAUUAGCCAAGAGAAUACCAUGUUAUUCUACAGGUUUUUAAAUCCAUUUCUAUUCUCUUUCUUUAAGAUAUUCACAUAUCACUUCUAUUCCUCUGUUUUUGUAUACAGUUCUCUUUCUCUUGAUGAUUCUAUAGUCAAGUUCCGGAAAUGUUGAAUUAUAUUAUUCUUGUGUUCUUUGUGAAAUAUUAUUUGUAUCAUAUAUUAUAUAAAAGUUUCUGUAUGCUGUAGUUUAUACUGUUGUUUGGGAAGUUGAGGUAUUCUUUGCUAAUUGAGUAUUAAACUGCUCAGUCAUAAACUUCCUAUCAUUAUGUUUAUGAAAAACAAAAUUCAAUGUUAUUACUUAAUAUAUUUCUUGUUGUGAUUUAAUUAGUAUCUAUUACUAUUAAAAUAUUUUAUCCAUGUUGUUUUGUCUGUAAUCAAGUUCCAAUUGUUGGUAAUAUACUUUGAUAUUGUUUGAAAGUCUGCAUUCUUCCAUCAAGUUGACCAACAAAUUAUUUCAUUAGAAAAAUAACUCCACCUGAGUUGGCUAUCUCUGAAUCAUGUUUGUGGUAUUUUAAAUUUUUUUUUCCUGAUAUUUGCGGGGGAUAUUAAAUGAUGAUUCUUGUAUAUUCUAAUUGCUGAACCUAUUUGUUAUAUUCAGAUUUUUAUGUAAAAUAAUAAUAUAUCAGGAAGGUAUUAUGGAGUUUGACUAUUUAUGGAAUAUUAGCUAUCUGAUAUAGUAACCGAAUCUUGCAUGGCCUUACUUUGUGGAUUAAUAUUAGCCAAGAUAUAAACUACUGCCUACAUCAUGGGAAUAAAUAGAUUAGAGGACUUUGAAGUGAAAAGUAAGCAUAUUUGUCAUAAACUGAAGAAGAGCAAUUGCAGAUUGAAGUCUUGUAGUGAAAAAAUGAAAAAUCUAGUACUGGAUAGUACUGGAUCUCUGCAGAACAGACAUGAAAAGGAAAUGAACCUCAUUGAUUCUAAUAAAGGAUGGUUGUAUCAUUUCACAGAUAAAGAUCCAAAGGUACGACGACACUUCUGGUGUGUUGAUGAUGAAUAUGUCACAGUUUUCUUGACAGAAAGUGAAUCAUUGUUUUUCAAGAAAAUUUCAUUAGCAAGCAUCAAAUCAAUCAAAGAGAGCAAGAAGUCCAAGUGCUUGUUCAAGCUGGUUCUAUCCAACAUGACUAUUUUUGUGACUAGCAGUGAUUCUGAAAAGUAUAAAAUGAUUCUGAUGAACCAUUGGUAUAAUAUGCUUAAAGAGGCCCAUUCUGCCGCAGUAAAACGGGAGAAUACUGUGCUACCUCUUGAACAAAAAAAACUCUCAAAACAUGGAAGCAUUUUCAAGAAACUUCAGUUUUCUCUGGAACUAGGGGAUACGACGUAUGAAGCAAAGAAACAUUUGCGUGAACAGAUCACUAGUAAUGGAGGACAAAUUUCCUAUAUUUUAAAUGGAAAUACUGAUUAUCUGAUUGUGUGUGAGAGAAAAACUUCCACAUCGAGUAAGUCCUACAAAAUUCACAAGGCAAGAGAACUAGGAAUACCCAUUGUGAGAGAGAUCUUCAUAACAGAAUGUAUUGAAAACGAUAAAAUUGUUGAUUUUCUGGAUUACGUUCAUGGAAAACCAAUUGUUGAGAGUUAUUCUGCUGGGAAAAUAUUGGUUUCCAAGGCAAAGCCGAAGGAGCCUUCUGAAAGAUUCGAAGUAGAAAAAGUCAUUAAAUAUAAAGUUGAUGCUGGAGACUGCCCUGUUUUUCCAGAUAAUUUCCAAGUAGCCAAAUACUCUAUUCUCGCAAAAAUUACUGAAGAAAGAACACCAAAUGAUAUGUAUUGUGUUGAAACACAGGUUGGGUUACACGAUAACUGCAAAACAAUAUUUCGCGUCAUGGUUUCCUAUAAAAAUGUCAGUGGUGUAUCAUUUUGUCAUGUUUAUCCUGUGCAAACUUCAUCAGAGGUGGUUCAGUGUUAUGAGUCCUUGGUAAAGCAGUUUAUCGCUGAUGGAUUCAAGAAAGUCAUUGGAAUUCCUGGCGAUGGGUUCUCUGGAAUUGCUUCUGCUCCACUGAGUUUGCUUUUAAAUGAAAUGAAAAUUUCAUCUGGAAUUAUUCAUCCUGAGGUCGCUCGAUUGGUAGAAUCUGCGUGGUUAGAAUCUCUUUGUGAAAUAAUGACAAAUUUUGGUGUUGAACCUUUUACUAUACAUCAUGAACAAAUUAGGAAUGCAAUGAUUGUUCUGAUGCAGAUAAAAAAUUCAAUCAAAAGAAAAAGUUUUAAAUUGGAAUUAUCAAAUAAGUUUUACCAGUUUAUUCCCCAAAGAGAUGGUAGGAAGGAACUGAUAGACAACAUGCAAAAGAUCACAAAAAUGAGGGAAUUAUGCCAGCUUUUGAAAGACAUAACCUUGUCCAAUGAAACUUCUUGGAUUUCUAAAGACUUCAAUGAUCGCCUGUCACAAUAUACCGCAUUGAAGUGUGCUAUAAUGUGGAUUGACUCGAAAGAAAAAGAAUAUAAACUCAUCAAAGACUUACUUCCUGAUAAUAUCGAUGGAAAAGGAUACAAAGUACAAAAUAUAUUCAGAGUCAGUCGCUCUGUUGAAAACUCGCAGUUUAAAUCAGAUAUUGGCAAUACUAAACUUCUAUUUCAUGCAUCCCAUCCUCACAAUUUUGUUGGUAUUUUAUCGAGAGGUUUAAUGUUGCCACUCACACUGUCUAGUGAGUAUGGAGUCUCAAGAAGUGAUGAAGGAAACCUUGGCGCUGGAAUUUAUUUCUCAGAUUCAUUUGAAAUGUCUUUGAAGUUUACAGCUCGAAGCCAAAGUCGUGGUUCCAGAAUAAUGCUUGUUAAUGAAGUAGCACUGGGAAAAGUAUUUUAUACAAAGAAUCCCAUGACUGAUUUGAUAGUCGCGCCAGAAGGCCAUCAUAGUGUAAAAGGUACAGGUCUAACAAAAUUUGAUGAUGUUGACGACAUUGCAUCUCAUGCUUCAGAAUACGCGAUAUAUGAUGCAAGGCAACAGAAGUUACGCUACCUUAUUGAAUUUACAACGACUGAUGACAUCAUGACUAUUUAUGACAGAGUUCCAGUCCAUUUACCUUUUAAACAAAAAGAGGAUAAGCAGGUGAAUGAAACAGUGGGUGAUAAUGAGAAUUUUGAACCAAAAGUUGAGGAAGUUAGAUAUGGCCUGAUCAUGGAAUCAAAAGAUAUUUCUGCAAUAUUAGAGGAAGUUCAUAUCAGAGCAAAAGUUAUUGAUUUGGUGUCAGAAGUCACUAUUUUUCAGUCUUACAUCAAUAUGACCAAUAAAACUGUUGAAGCAAAAUAUGUUUUUCCUCUCACUGAAAACGCCGCUGUAUGUGGAUUUGAGGCUUUUAUAAAUGACAAACAUGUAAUAGGAGAAGUCAAAGAGAAAGAACAAGCUCAAAAGGAAUAUAAAAAAGCAGUAAGCGAAGGUCAUGGAGCUUAUUUGAUGGAUGAAGAGAAACCUAAUGUAUUUUCUGUUAGUGUUGGUAACAUUCCUCCUGCAGCUCGCGUAAUCAUUAAAAUUAGUUAUGUUGCUGAGCUCGAAACUACUAACGAACCCGACAGUAAUGUUUUGUUUACAUUACCAGGAAGCAUUGCUCAAUGGGAGGAAAAAUCUGUGUUGCUUUCAAGUUCUGCUACUCAAGAAGUUACGGAAUCAACUUCUGUUUCAAAUGAGAAAAAAUCUUCAGUUAUAAUAUCAAUUGAUAUGCCGUUUGAUAUUCUGGAUAUUACUUCACCUACUCAUAAAAUUGUGACGAAAAAGACAUCUACGAAGGCUUGUGUAAAACUGCAAAAGUCAAUUCACCUGGAUGGAAAUAAUUUUCAUUUGCUGAUCAAAGUAGCUGAAAUUCAUGUUCCUCGUAUUUGGAUUGAAAAAGAAAAUGAAGAAAGCAAAGAUCAAGUUGCAAUGGUGACUUUUUUUCCUGAAUUUGAAUUUGAUGCAGUAGAGAAUUUCAAUUGCACUGUAAUGCUGGAUAUGUCGAAUUCCAUGGAAGGAUCUGCGGCAUCCCAUUCCAAGCAUUUGUGUUCAUUGCUGAUCGACAAUUUGCCAGAUCAAUGUGAUUUUAAUGUCAUCUCAUUUGGGUCAUAUUUCGAAGAGACGUUCAUUAGAUAUGAAAAUGCUUCGACUACUUCUAAAAAACAAGCAAAAGAUUUUAUUACAUGUUGUACACCAUCUUUUGGAGGAUCCGAUCUUUUUUACAUUCUUAAUUCAGUAUUCCUACUUCAAAAUAAUUCAUGCAAUAAUGAGUUACAUAAUAUAUUCCUCUUUUCUGAUGGUCAUUUGUCUGAAGAGGAAAGACUGCUUGGGCUUUGUAAGGAAAUUUCAAAAACCAGUCAUUGUCAAACAAGAAUUUUUACAUUUGCUGUUGGAAAUUCACCAGAUAAUCACACUCUACAGAGUUUAUCUAUAUUAACUGGAGGUUCACAUGAACAAUUCUUAUCUUCAUCAAAGAGGACAUGGAAAAGACAAUUAAACAAUCAACUAUUCAAUGCUAAACAACCUGCAUUAACUGAUGUACAUAUUGAUUGGUGCAACUAUGAUAAGGAAUUCGAUGGUUUUCAAGAUCCAACUGUUUUGCAGGUUCCAGAAAAAGUAAAAUGUUUGUUCAGUGGAUCUCAACUUGUCGCAUACAGUUAUGUUCCAAACUGUCUAAAAGCAACUCUGAGUGCUAAUAUUAAUGGAAAAGAGUUUUCUACAAUGGUAAAUGCAAACGAAUUAUGCAAAAUCACUGGAAUGACAUUGCACAGACUUGCAGCAAAAGCUGUGUUCAAGGAACAUGAUUGUGGUAGACUUGCUGAUGAUGCUUUGUGUGAUCAGAUGUUGAAAGAGGAAAGAAAGUCAAUUAUUAUUUCAUUGAGUGUUAAAUACUCGGUUGUUUCAAAAUAUACAAGCUUUGUUGCUAUUGAGAAAAGAAAACCUGGAGAAGAUUUAAGCAUAACAUGUGGACCAUCUCUGUCUGAUCUUGUUGAUGAAUCUUUUAUUGAUAUCAUUUCUGAAGUAACAUGGGGGGCUGAAGAGAAGUCUGUGGAAGAAAAUGUAGAUGAACUACUGAAGAAGUCCUUGCAAAUGCAAUCAAGUUCUAUACUGCAAUCUCGGAAUUUAGUUCUGGAAGCAAAAGCAUUGCAUAGCACAUUGGAAGAAAAAGAUCCCCUGAGGAAAUUACGAAUUUUUGCAACUUUAUGUAAAUUGAAUGUGUUCGAGGAUAAUUUCAAUGGAUGGACUGAAAUGAAGAAUUUGUUGUUGACAAGAGGCAAAGUGUUGAAUUUUGAUGUGAUAAAUGCUAUCACAAAUGCUGAGGAUUUGACUUUCCUACAAGAUUUGUUUGUUGUAUUCAAGAGUUGUUUUCCUGAACACUGGACAAUCCAACUUAGUUCUGUUCCAAAAAAGUUUCAAGCACUUUCUGUUGGCGCUUUUUCCGAAAUUGUUGGUUUUUGUGAAGAUUUUCCAGACUGUUUUGAAAAGGUCUCCAUAUUCUGGGAAAAGUUUCGCAAGAUCUCAUGCCAUGAUGAAAAGGCAGAUAAAAAUCUUUAUUUUAAAACAAAAGAAUUGAUCAGAACAUUCAAAUCUUCCAUUCUCCCGCUGCAACUAUCAGAUAUAUCUGAAUAUAUUGAAAAAGAGAAGACUGUCGUUGGGAGACUGUGUGCAAAAUCAAGGCGUAGUUCUUUCCUGCACAGGCCUCAUAAAACUUCUUUGAUGUCUGAAUCAAGUGCUAACAAAUCAUCUGCACCAAAAGUACAUUCUGAUCAAACAGAUCAUUUCGGGGGUAUUCCCACUGGAGUUGAAGGCACUGUUAGCGAUGAUAUAAAUAGGAAUGUUGGUAAAGCUGUUAUUUUUUCUCCACAGUCUCCAUUGAAAACAGUUUCCGUUCGACGAUCGAGAUCUAUGAAGAAGAGAGUUAUUAGUAAAUACACUCCAAUGCGUAAUGAUUCAGAACUUAGUCCUACAUCACCAGUUAUCAGUGAGAAAGCACAAUCUUCAGCUUUCCACAAUAUUUCUUUAAAGUCAGCUCAGUUUAAAGUUCAGCGAAGACCAAUUGCAUCUAUAGAUGACUGCUUGUGUCUGCCAGAUGUGACUCAGACAUCUUUUCAAGACCUCCAUCAUGACCUAAAAUUGUUAUCCAAUUAUGAUGAUCUUUUGUCUGCUGCUUCAAAGUCUGACGAUGCACAGCAACAACUUAAUUAUGAAGACUUCUUUUCAGAUCCAUGUACUCAAGAAAUUGAAAGUAUCAGUGUGAGUGAAUUUUAUGGAUUUCCAAGUCAGUUAGAGGUAAAAACGGACUCCAUUGGAGUGUUGGAAAAAGAAGAAUUAAAAUCAUCGUAUAGUGAAACGAUGCAAUCCUCAAAAUCUAGUUCUAAUGGUAGCUGGUUAUCUAGGUGCGAUGAUGAACAUAAACAAGUUAAUAAUGUUUCACAUGGAGUUCGUUAUGUACCGGAUUAUUUAUCUGAAGAGAUGGAACCAGACGAAAAUGAAGAAUAUUUUGAAGAUUUUCUUUCUCCAAUAAGCACAAGUUCGUUUUGUGAUACAUUUUAUACUGAUCUUGAGCAUGAUAAAUAUGCCGAUGCAUCCAACAUUCUCGGAACAAUAAUGAAACGAUUUAAUCUCUCUGAGAGUAAAUUAGUGGAUGGUCUUGAACAUUGUGCAACACUUGGUGGAUUUUGGAGGUUUCCAGAUGAAGAAACAAUUUCUUCUAAUGAGCUAUCUCCAGCUGAAUAUCAAAUGCUUUCAUUAUUUCGCAAUGUUGUAAUCUCGGCAGGUGCUCAAUCUCUUGGCAGUCAAGUUUUAUCAUUAGUCACAGACAUGUUGUUAACUGCAAUUGUUUUGGAAAUUCUUAAGCUUGUCGACGAUGGAAAUAACAUGAUUGUGAAGAAUAUGCUUGAGCGUGGCAAAAAAUGGUUAAAAUAUGUCGAUACAUUAAACCCAUCUCUGUAUAAACGACUUGAAUUAGGUUCGUCUUGGGAAAUGGCAGCAAAGUUGGUGAUCAAUCAAUUAUCUGAGAAGCUGCUGGAAGUAACAGAUAUAGCAAUGCAGUCCAAAUAGUGAACGGAAAAUUAUUUUUGUGUAGAUUGCAGGGUUACUUUUUAUUAUUUCGAAGUUCCCAUUUUGUGCAAAUUGGCUAUGGACUCUUGUGAUAUGAAUGGAGUACGGGAUAUUAUUUUCGUUGCCCAUAUAUUUUAUUAUUGGAUAAAUUGUAGAAUUUUUAAUGAAAGUACCAGCAAUUUCUUUAAUUUUGUCUUUCUUAUAUAGCAUGAUGUAAUGUAUCAGUAUUUUAAUUUAAAUGCCAUGUUUGGUGCCUUAAUUAACACUGUUGUGCAUAUA